Messenger RNA from Paramisgurnus dabryanus, 3984 nucleotides. The record is from RefSeq and is a predicted model, not a curated record. Lineage: Eukaryota; Metazoa; Chordata; Actinopteri; Cypriniformes; Cobitidae.
AUGGCGACUAUUGGGCAUAUUGAUGCUUUUGACGAGGCCAUCGAACAGUGGACAACAUAUAUUGAACGGUUUGACCACUUCACAAAGGCAAAUGAUAUCGCCGAGGGAAAACUCGUGCCAGUGCUGUUAAGUGUAAUGGGCACUAAAACGUACAGCCUUCUACGUAACUUGAUCGCGCCUGAUAAACCAGGAGACAAAACAUAUCAGGAGAUUGUAGCGACGUUAAGUGAACAUUAUUCGCCAAAGCCCUUGAUAAUAGCGGAACGAUUCCGUUUCCACAAACGAAAUCAACAGGAAGGGGAGACCGUUGCACAGUACGUAGCAGUGUUAAAACAACUCUCUGAACAUUGUGACUUCGGUACACAUUUGCAGGAUGCCCUACGAGAUAGAUUUGUUUGUGGAUUAAACAAUGAGGCGAUACAAAAGCGACUUCUCACAGAGGCUGCACUUACUUUUCAAAAAGCUGUAGAGAUAGCUGUUGCCGCAGAAACGGUCGCGCGUGAAGCACAGCAGCUCAGCAGCUCGCUUAAAGUCAAUGCAAUGCAUGUUUCCUCACCCAAACUGCGACGUAAUUGUAAGAGAUGUGGAAAAACGAACCACACGGACGAGGACUGCUGGUACAAGGAUCAAGCCUGUCAUUCAUGCGGAAAGAAAGGCCACAUCGGACGAGUAUGCAGAAAUAAACGAAACUUUGAGAAAGAGAGAAAGCACGAGAGUAAGUUUAAGUCAAGUAAUCGACGUAGUAAAGUGGAUAAGAGACGGGUACAUCAUUUGGACACAAGUGUAAGACAAAGUGGUGAGUCCAGUUCAGACACUGAAAAGGAAAUGGCACUGUAUAUGGUGACUAGAAGUGAGCAACUGACACACAUUUGUAUAACGCCAGAAAUUGAAGGGAAAAUGAUUGAAAUGGAACUGGACACAGGUGCUGCGGUAUCAUUGAUUUCAAAAGGAAAAUAUGACAGUAACUUGCAGCACAUUCCUCUGCAGCCAACUGACAUAAUAUUGAAAACAUACACCGGUGAAGCACUAGCGCCAGUAGGGGUUAUCAGUGUAGCUGUCAAGUUGAACAAUCAAUUGGCACAAUUGCCUUUGUAUGUUGUUAAUAGUGAUGCACCACCAUUAUUUGGUAGAGAAUGGCUGAGAGCUAUAAAACUAAAUUGGCAAGACAUAAAAACAGUCAAGCAUGGAGCCACAGACACUAUGGAGAGUGUGUUAAAACAACACUUCCAAGUUUUUGGAAAAGAAUUAGGCACCAUGAAAGGAAUUGAGGCAAAAAUUACACUGAAGUCUGGCCAUACCCCAAAAUUUUUCCAGCCACGGGUAGUACCUUAUGCGAUUCGACCAAAAGUGGAGGCUGAAUUGACACGUUUGACAGAGAUGGAAGUGAUUUCACCAGUGCAGUACAGUGAGUGGGCCACACCAGUGGUACCUGUAAUAAAAAAAGAUGGCUCAGUAAGAUUGUGUGGUGAUUUUAAAGUGACACUCAACCCAGCCAUUUGUGUAGAUCACUACCCAAUCCCACGCAUAGAAGAUCUUUUUGCAUCUCUGGCUGGUGGUAAAUUAUUCAGUAAGUUGGACUUGUCGAGCGCUUACUUGCAGAUGCCGGUAGCACAUGAGUCGAGAAAACUACUCACCAUAUCCACUCAUAAAGGGCUAUUCUGUUAUAACCGUUUACCCUUCGGAAUUGCCCCAGCACCUGCAUUAUUUCAGAAAGCAAUGGAUCAAAUCCUUUUGGGAAUUCCAAACACUCACUGCUAUCUUGAUGACAUACUGAUAACAGGACGGGAUAAUGUGGAACACCUCAAGACAUUAGACCAAGUACUCACCAGACUGGAGGAAUAUGGUCUGAGAUUGCAGCGUGAAAAAUGUGAAUUUUUCAAACAGUCACUGGAGUAUCUGGGUCACUACAUCGACGCAGCUGGAUUACACAAAUCGUCAGAAAAGAUCAAAGCCAUAAUGGAAGCACCUGCACCGACCAAUGUAAGUCAAUUACGCUCUUUUCUUGGGAUGAUCAACUACUAUGGCCGUUUCAUUCCGAAUCUGGCAUCCCUUUUGAAUCCCCUGAAUGCGCUUUUAUGUAAAGACAAGAAAUGGUGCUGGAGUGUGGCAUGUGAACAAUCAUUUCAAGAAGUGAAGGAUAUCCUUACGUCACCAGCUGUACUCACACAUUAUGACCCAGCACUUCCCAUUCGUCUCGCCUGUGAUGCUUCCCCAUAUGGGGUAGGGGCAGUGAUAUCACAUGUGUGCCCUGAUGGGGAGGAAAAGCCAAUUGCUUUUGCAUCCAGGACUCUCAGUAAAGCGGAACAAAAUUAUGCUCAGAUUGAGCGUGAGGCUCUGAGUAUAAUUUUUGGAAUUCGCAAAUUCCAUCAGUACUUAUACGGAAGGAGAUUUACCCUUUUUACGGAUCAUCAACCUCUAACGGCUAUUCUCAGUCCCAACAAGAGCAUUCCAUCCAUGGCAGCAGCUAGAAUGCAACGAUGGGCCCUGAUAUUAGCCGCCCAUGACUAUGUCCUUGAGUAUAAGAAAGCAGCCUUACAUGCCAACGCAGACGGACUGUCGCGGCUGCCUUUACCGGUGACACACACUGAGAAAACGGACACUGUGGAUGUGUUCUAUGCUGCCCAGAUAGCCACCCUGCCUGUAAGUAGUGCUGAAAUAAGACGUGACACCCUAAAAGAUCCCAGUUUGUCACCUGUGCUGGACAUGGUCUCAACUGGACGAUUUCCAAAAUUUAAAGAGGUACCUCAAGGCUUGUUACCUUUUGUGACACGUCGCAAUGAGCUCACAGUUGUUCAAGGAUGUUUAAUGUGGGGAAGUCGUGUCGUGGUACCAACCAAGCUUCGCAACCGGGUGUUAGCUGAUCUGCAUUUGGGCCAUCCCGGGGUGGUAAGGAUGAAACAUCUGGCCCGUAGCUAUGUCUGGUGGCCGGGAAUCGAUGGACAGAUUGAAUCUCAGUCCAAAACAUGCCAGUCUUGUCAGCGGAUCCAAAAUGCCCCCUGUCCUGCACCACUUCACCCAUGGGUUUGGCCAGCUCAUCCUUGGGAGAGGAUUCAUGUGGACUUUGCUGGUCCUUUUGAAGGCCAUAUGUACUUCAUUGUAGUCGAUGCGCACUCCAAAUGGCCAGAGGUCUCAAUUAUGGAUAGUACUACCACCAGCAAAACCAUCCAGGUCUUACGAGGACUUUUCAGUCGUUAUGGCAUCCCUAAUGUCAUUGUCAGUGACAACGGCCCUCAGUUUUGUGCUGAGGAGUUCUCAUUUUUCCUGAAGGCAAAUGGGGUGCAACAUAUUCGAUCUGCUCCAUAUCACCCCUCUAGCAAUGGGCAAGCUGAACGUUUUGUCCAAACAUUCAAACAUGCUCUAAAAGCUUCAAAAGGGUCAGCUCCAAUACAACAGAGACUUGAUGGAUUCCUGUUAACAUACAGAAACACUCCACAUGCUACCACUAAGGAGUCACCUGCAAUGCUUUUCCUCAAUCGCAAACUACGUACCCGUCUGGAUCUCCUAAAACCUAGUCUCGCCAAAACAGUGAGUCAAUCCCAGGAUGCACAGCAGUUACGACGCCAAAAACACUCUAAAUUCAGAGAAUUUCACACUGGAGAGUCCGUUCUUGCUCGUGACUACAGAAAGGGGGGAAAAUGGAUGCCGGGAGUGGUGAUGUCCAAAACGGGACCUGUCUCCUAUAUGGUUAACGUGGGUGCUUCUGGAAUCUGGAAACGUCAUGUAGAUCAAUUACUGAAACUAGGGACUGAAUCCUCUGAAAACCAGAUGGAACCAGAAGUUCCUGCUGAGCCUGAUCAUUUUCAGGCACCUCCGCAUCAGGAGAACAUCGGAGAGAAAUCUGGCAAUCUUGUAGAGAUGAUGAUGGACAAACCAGGGUCAGGCAACAUUGACAAAUCAACUUCAGAGACUUUGCAAACGGGAGAGACUAUUAAGCGUUAUCCUACCCGUCUCACUAGACCACCUGACCGUUAUCAAGCAUUCUAA